Molecule: messenger RNA, 1659 nt
Organism: Mercenaria mercenaria
Lineage: Eukaryota; Metazoa; Mollusca; Bivalvia; Venerida; Veneridae
Exons: 3
Coding region: 1-1659 (552 amino acids)
Molecular function (GO): zinc ion binding
Source: RefSeq, a predicted model, not a curated record
AUGUCUUCAGCCUCUGUUCAUCCAAGCCAGCCUGACAACCUUACCAAACCUUGCCCUAAACACAUGAAAGAAAUGAUGAAGUUCUACUGUCAGAACCACAAAGAAUUACUUUGCAGUGUAUGUGUUACUCUGGAACACACAGGUACAUCUUGCAAAGUCAACUACAUCCCCGAUAUUUCUGGCCAGGUCAUUAACAGUAAAGAACAUCAAGACAUCUUGAAAACUAUGGAUACCAUUAUUGAGCAAUGUUGCAACAAAUAUGAAGAUGUGAAGAAAAUUACAGCAAAGUCCAACAGUUCUCUGACAGAUGUACUGGCUGAUAUAAAAAAGUUUCGAAAAGAAAUAAACCAAAAACUAGAUGAACUGAAAAAACAAGCUGAAGAUGCAGCAAAAGCUAUCCAACAAGAAAAUAACAACAACCUGAAGAGAGUAGAAACAACUUGCCAUGAUGUAACCGAAUCUCUCAAGGCAUCAUCUGAAACUAUUAAACAUCUCAACACAUCUAAACAAGCAGACAAACUUUUCAUGGAGAUGAAAUCAGCUGAGAAAAUGAUCAAAGGUUACAAGAAAUGUGUCCACCAGCUAGCAGCAUAUGAUAUCAAAGAGUACAACUUCAUACCAAAUAAAUCAAUAUCAACCCUACUUGACAAGGAGAGGUUCCUAGGUACAUUCGAAGAAAAAUCAUUAAAACAACCAAGUCCUCCUCCAGCUGUUGAUAUUAAAUCAAGACAGACUUCAUAUCAGGAUGCAAUCUGUGUAAAGACAUCAAAAGAUAAAGACAGAUGCCAUAUAACAGGAAUGAUUGUCCUUACUCCUGAUCUAAUUAUCAUCACUGACUGGAAUAACAAGGCUGUAAAAAUGGUGGAUACCUGCAGUCAAUCUGUUACAGAUCAAUUACAACUAGAUACUGGGCCAAGUAAUGUCACCUCAAUUACCAGUACAGAACUUGCUGUCACACUUCCUCUUAAACAAAAUAUUCAGUUUAUAUCAGUCUCCUCAAACGAACUCAAUAAGAAACAAACUAUGAAGGUUGAUGGAAAAUGUCAUGGUAUCAGAUGCUGUCAGGGAAAACUUGUUGUGUCAUUUGUUAAACCUGCAAAACUCCAAAUUCUUGAUAUCAAUGGUACCAUGCUGACAACAGCCAGAGGAGGAAAUAUUUUCAGCUGGCCAGUAUAUGUUACCACUAACACAAAUUCUAUCUAUGUAUCAGACUGGAAAAUGAAAACUUUUGCAAGGAUAAAUUGGCAGGGUGAGGUGAUUGGUAGUUAUGGUGGUAUGGCUGAGCCUUGUGGUAUAACACUGUCAAAUGAUGGUACAGUUUUUGUGUGUGACAGGCAGAGAAAUGUUAUAGAAGAGAUAGCAGGUGACUGUUCUACAGGAAAGGUUGUGUUAAACAACCUCGAUCAUCCUAGAGCUAUCUGUUGGUGUGCUGAAACAAGUAAACUUUACUUCAGCUGUGCUACUAGACAAGAGAAACAUGAAAACUUUCUUCAGAUGGAUGGUGAAGAUGAUUAUGACGUUAUAGAGGAAGCCAAAACUCAACAGGCAGCUCAGUUUGGCUGGUUCAGUGAUCUAUACUGUUUUGAUACAGUUCAUUUGAAUAAAAAUCUGGAGGCAAGAAAGAAUAAAAUAGGAAUAUUCUUUGGUGUCAAGGAUUGA